Molecule: messenger RNA, 240 nt
Organism: Emericellopsis cladophorae
Lineage: Eukaryota; Fungi; Ascomycota; Sordariomycetes; Hypocreales; Bionectriaceae
Product: glucose-repressible protein
Exons: 3
Coding region: 1-240 (79 amino acids)
Source: RefSeq, a predicted model, not a curated record
AUGAUACAAUGUGUAGAACAAAUCGUCACCCUGGAAAGUGUAAAGCAGGCAGCCAACUCCGCCUCCGAGACUGUCCAACAAGGUCUUCGCGGCACCUCCAAGGAAGCGAACAAGGAGGUAGCCAAGGACUCUAACGCCCCCGUCGGCACCCGUGCCUCUGCCGCCAAGGACGCUGUUGGUGACAAGGCUGAGGAGCAGAAGCACUCUAGCAAGUCCGAGGCCCACAAGCAGCAGAUCUAA